UCAUCUAAUCUAUAGACUUUCCAAGUCGUAUAGCGAGUCAGGUGAACUUGAGCUGGAAAAUCAGACUCAUAAAGCAACUCCUUCAUUGCCGCUUAUUAGAUUAGAAGAUCACAUGACAUCAAGUCAUAAAUAAAGAUGCAGAAAGGCUAGUGGUCAAGGUUCAGUAUCAACAUGAGAGCCAUUCGAAGCUAAAAUAUAUCCAAGAUUAUAGACAAAAGGUCGGACUGAUUAAUGAUGCAUCAAAAGAAAAAUCAUUUCAGUCUUUUGUUGAACUUGUGUGCAUAUUUGAGAAAGUGAACCAAGUUGAGUUUGAAGACCAACAAGAUAUUGAUCCAUUCCAAGAUGAAGCACUUUUGCAAUCAGCAAUGGAUUAUUGCCUCUCAAUCAAAAGUCUUCUUUGCACAAAGUACAUACUCGAUAGACUUAGAGAGGACAAAAUAGAGCCAGUGGUUGGGAUCAAAGCUCUAAGUGAGGUUAUACAAGGAAUUUCCAGUCUUCAAGAUCUCUCAGAGUCAAGUCAUAGUAUGACAAAGCUUGAAGGAUCCGAUGAGUGUGUUAAUAUAUUAAAGACUUUGAUUGAAAAGAAAAAUUGCACUCUAAGAUAUGGAGACAACAAUGAAGGGGUUUCAGAUAUGCUCAGAUCAAUUUAUCACAGGCUUGGGCAAAAUGCAAUCCAGAUAGAUUCAGAGAGAAAAUAUAAUAGCAAGAAAUCUAUGAAAGAAAAUUUUGAAUCAGAUCGGAUAAAUGAUUCUAAAUCAGAGGAGGGCUUUUCUUUUUAAUAUUGAAGACACGGAUCAAAACCACAAAGAAUCAGUAAAAUUGAAUUACUAUUCUCACCAUAAAAAGUUCGGAGGACAAUCUUUCCAUGAAAUCCCUCCUGAACUGAAUACAAAGAAACUUCUAAGAAUGGACACACUCAGAGUUAAAUAAAAUUCAGCAAAUUAUCUCCGAUGAAUACAAUAUCCCAGGAGUCAAGUUCUUCGACUUGCAUCUGCUCAACAUGAAGAAUUCUCAAGUUUUCGAACUGUGCACACUCAUGUACUCAGGUCAAGACUUGUUUUGAGCCAAGACUGAGAGUAUUUUCCCGAUUCCAGUAUACAAGCUGAUGUUGUUUUACGAAGAACUCGAAGCUUUCCAGCUCAUGUUCAACCAGGAGCUCUAUUUUGCAAGCAAAAUCAAAAUUAUAGCUGAGAGCCUGUCGUAUUCACUUAUCAUUAGCAACCCAAUGAUUGCAGUGUUCAUUGCGAAUAUGUACCCUGAUGAACUGUUCCACAACAAGGCAGUAGCCAUCGACACUAUACUUCAUUAUCUCAAAGAGUUCACAGAAAACAACGGAGGUUCAAGAUAUCGACGUGUCAAGCAUCUAGAGCAGUACCUGUUCAUUGUCGAGAGAAUGCUUUGCUUCUUCAAUUUUGCUCAAGCUAAGAAACUCAUCGAGAUUUUUAAUGACUUUAUUGAUAUUGGCCAGAAUAAAGAAAAGAAUGGAUCUGAUAGAGUAUGAGACGAGUUUCAGAAUAACUUUUUGGUGUAUUCUCAGACUCCUAUCAAAGAGUGAGUCUUGAUUAUGUUCAUAUGCUAUAAACUAAAGAGCUCUUACAAAGAACUUCAUAAAGGAUAUCAAGAACUCGAAGAUAAAUACUCACAAAUUGUCAACCUACUUCUUGAUGCAACCGAAGAUAUAUCUCAAGUUGAACUGAUCCUGACUGCCAAGUGCUUCAACCGUAAAGAAGUCAUCGAUCUUAUUUCGGAGUGUGAUUUCCAGUUAGUUCUGAACAAUGACAAAGUGAGCAGAGUAGUUACUGACUUCUGGAAAGGCCCCUAUGAAACUGAGUUCUUUAUGAACAACUGUUACGCAUAUGCUCAGAUCCGAGAACUCUUCAUUGACUCAAAAAAGUUCUUUGGAUACAAGCCUGCAGGGGAGUACGCAUUUAGCAUUGACAGACUCUGGAGACAAAAGUCUCAGAAAAAGAUUUUUGAAGAAAACGAAAAGUCAAAGAACAAGGCAAGAUAUGCAAAUAAUUUCCAAUUUGAACAAUGGGAUAAAUCUUUAAGCACAAAAUAUUUUAUAGAGACAUUAUUCAUAAUUAUCGGCUCGACGAUUGUGAGUAUAAAUUCUUCAUACACUCUUGAAUUAUCUAUUGAAGCGCAACCAUCUGCAACAACUGUUUUAGGAAUAGUAUCUCAACUAGAAUCAGAUGGAUUAUCUGAAAGUACUAGGCAAUCACUAAUAAAUCAAGUUGAAUCAAUUGCUAAUGAGGCUGAAGAAAGACUCGAAAAGUUUUUUAGAUCAAUCGACAUAAAUAUUAUGAUUAACUGGAUUCUAGCAACGUAUAUCCUUAAACUGAUUAGUGAGUAUAUCUUUGUCAAAAUAAGAUCAAAGAGUUUUAGCUUUAUGGCAACAGAUAUUGUGUUAAAUAUUAUUUAUUUUGUGACUCUCACUUGGAUGACCUGACUAUUACACUUUGAUUAUUACCAACACGCUCCUCGAAGUGAUGAAUAUUAUUAUGUUCGUGUCUAUCAAUAUGCAACUACACAUAUGCAAGAUGUUGGAACGCAAGUUUGUUUUGCAAUUCUUCUAAUGGUUCAUACUAUUAGAGUCUUGAAUAUACUUAGAGCCUCUCAAACCUUUGGACCUAUGAUUGAGAUAAUAUUCAGUAUGAUUAUUGAGCUCUUUAAAUUCAUGGUAAUAUUUCAAUGUAUUAUCCUGAUAUUUACAAGUUCAAUGAGAAUCCUGUUCUUCACUCUCCCUGAAUUCAGCAGCAGAACUGAAACUUACGUCACUCUCUAUUCAGCUUCUCUUUCAAAUUUUGAUUUCUCAAUAUUUCAAUCUGAAUUAAUGUCAGUGAACAAGCUUUAUGGAUACUGAUUCAUGGGAUUGUUCUUACUGGUGUCAGCCAUUGCUCUUCUCAACUUCCUGAUCGCAGUCAUUUCUCAUGUGUAUGAAAAGCUCAACCAAAUAAAAGUAGGGCUCUAUCUCAAAUCUUUGAUUGGAAUUCGCCAAGUGAUGCAGCACGAUGAUCGAUACUCAUGCUUGGUGUCAUCAGUACCCCCUCUGAACAUUGUUCCAUUCAUCAUGACUCCAGCCGUGUUGUGGAUGCAAAGUAAAAAACUUAAUUAUUGAAUUCUACAUUACGAAUACUUGGUCGUAGCAAUUGUAGGAAUGACACUCUAUAUUUUAUUUGCCAUAAUCUGAAUUCCUUUUGCUUAUGUUCUCAUAAUUGGAACAUUACUAAAAACUAUGUGAGGUAAAAAGAGAUCUGAAAAGUCUAAAUGAACUCAAAUUACAGAUCUAUUUCUAUUUAUCAUCUUUGGAUUCAUAAUGCUAAUCUGAAGAACAAUUUGAGAUUUCGGUCUGUUUAUUUGCGACUUGUAUAAUACCAACCUGAUAAAGUGCACAGAUAUCGAAUCGACUUCGGUAAAUACAAGAAGUACAAUCACAGGAGAAGUUGAUAAAAACUUUUACUUGCUAUUUUUAUUGUUUUUGAAGCAGUAUCCAAGCAAGAAAGUACACUCCAAGAAAUUGAUUGCAGAUUUAAGAUCUCUGUUAGAUAUUCACCAACAUUUGAGGACGAUAAUAUUUUCAGGUAAAGAGGCCAACCAAUUAUUUAAAUCAAAUAAGUAA
Molecule: messenger RNA, 3622 nt
Organism: Moneuplotes crassus
Lineage: Eukaryota; Ciliophora; Spirotrichea; Euplotida; Euplotidae
Source: the annotation of a GenBank genome assembly